This is a messenger RNA of Paramecium sonneborni, 729 nucleotides long. The record is from the annotation of a GenBank genome assembly. Lineage: Eukaryota; Ciliophora; Oligohymenophorea; Peniculida; Parameciidae.
AUGAGUGUAUUAUUAGCAUAUGUAAAGAGAUGUUAUAAAUGUCAAUGGGGCAAAACUUAUAUAAUGAAAUCAGAUAAAGGAGAAUUUACAGGUGAAAGUGCUCCAUUAUGGAAGAAUGUAUCUCCUGCUGCAUUUUUGGCAUAAUGCAUAAUCUCUUUAUUAAUGAUUGCUGCAGUUAUUAUUGCAUAUGUUGUUGAAAUUAAUGGUUUGGAUGAUAAUUGUACAGUCUCUUAUAAACCUUGGAUUAUAGGAUAAUUAAUUGCUGUGUUCUUUUCUAGUCUUCUAGACUUUUACAUUUAUAGAGUCAAAUAUGCUUCUGAUGAUAGAUGGUUUAGAUUAAUUGUAGUUAUCUUAUGCUAAAUUGCACUUUUAGUUGCUAUAGGAGGCAUUUCUUUCUUUUAAGGUUUAAAAGUAUUAUUGGGUAUGGGAGAUUAAUGUUAAUUACCUGAAGAAGAAACUGAUGAAACUGAUGAAACUGAUUAAACUAAUUAAACUGAUUAAACUGAUUAAACUGAUCAAUAAACUACAGAUGAAUAAGAAUUUUAUACUCCUGAAAAUCUAUUUGGUAAUUAAAUUUGGAUGGCCAACUUUUUCAUAUCUGCAACUACUCUGUUAAUUUUAUUAAUUAAACUUAUUGUCUUAUGUUUCUUAACUAAAAAUAUUUAUUUUAGCACUCAUCGUUUUGUUGCUAUAGCAUCCAAACCAGAAGAAAAAAAAUUUGUCGAUUGA